This is a messenger RNA of Rhea pennata, 1692 nucleotides long. RefSeq lists its product as uncharacterized. The transcript has 2 exons. Bases 1 to 1185 code for a protein of 394 amino acids. The record is from RefSeq and is a predicted model, not a curated record. NCBI's taxonomy places the organism in Eukaryota, Metazoa, Chordata, Aves, Rheiformes, Rheidae.
AUGGGCUCGUGCCUGCCUGCUGCCCCGGCCCCGCGGCCGGCGGCUCCCUCCCUUGUCCCCACGCUCCCUGGCUGGACCCCAAAGCAGCAGGGCGCCAAGGCGGGAUGCGUGUGGGUGCCGAGGUGGGAUUCACGCGGGGUGCUCGAGCAGGAGGGCACCGAAGCGGGAUGUGCACGGGUGCCAGAGCAGGAGGGUGCCGAGGCGGCAUGCAUGCAUGUGCUGCAGCAGGAGGGCGUCGAGGCAGGAUGCAUGUGGGUGCUGAGGUGGGAUGCACGCAGGUGCCAGAGCAGCAGGGCAUGGAGGCGGAUGCACGUGGGUGCUGGAGCAAGAGGAUGCCAAGGUGGGAUGCACAUAGGUGCUGGAGUGGGAGGGUGCCGAGGUGGGAUGCAUGCGGGUGCCAGAGUGGGAAGACACCGAGGUGGGAUGCUCACAGGUGCUGAGGUGAGAUGCACGAGGGUACCGGAGGAGGAGGGCGCCGAGGCGGGAUGCACACGCGUGCCAAGGCAGGAUGCGUGCAGGUGCUGGAGUGGCAGGGCACCAAGGUGGGAUGCAGCAGGGUGCCAGAGCAGGAGGGUGCCGAGGUGGGAUACACGCAGGGUGCUGGAGCAGGAGGGCACUGAAGCGGGGUGCUGGAGCAGGAAGGUGCCGAGGCAGGAUGCACGCGGGUGCUGGAGCAGGAGGGCACCAAGGCAGGAUGCAUGCGGGGCACCGGAGCAGGAGGGCACUGCAGCAGGGUGCUGGAGCAGGCGGGUGCCAAGGUGGGGUGCACAUGGGUGCUGGAGCAGAAGGGCACUGCAGCAGGGUGCUGGAGCAGGAGGGUGCCGAGGCAGGAUGCACGCGGGUGCUGGAGCAGGAGGGCACCAAGGCAGGAUGCAUGCGGGGCACCGGAGCAGGAGGGCACUGCAGCAGGGUGCUGGAGCAGGCGGGUGCCGAGGUGGGGUGCCGGAGCAGGAGGGCACUGCAGCAGGGUGCUGGAGCAGGAGGGUGCCGAGGUGGGGUGCCGGAGCAGGAGGGCACUGCAGCAGGGUGCUGGAGCAGGAGGGUGCCGAGGCGGGGUGCACGGGGGUGCUGGAGCAGGAGGGCACUGAAGUGGGGUGCUGGAGCAGGAGGGUGCCGAGGCGGGGUGCACACGGGUGCUGGAGCAGGAGGGCACUGAAGUGGGGUGCUGGAGCAGGAGGGUGCUGAGGCGGGGAGCACACGGGUGCUGGAGCAGGAGGGUGCCGAGGCGGGGUGCACGGGGGGUCCCACGCGGAGAGCCCCCCCGGCGCACGCUGCCACCGCGGCCCCCACCCCCACGGGCAGCUCUGCCCCAGGAAGGGCCUGCGGCGGCGGGGAAGGGGCCGGGCCCGCCGGGUCCCCGCGCUCGCCUCGAGCGGCGGGGCGCGCUGCCGGGGGGCCGCGGCGUGGGACCCCCGCUCGCCCGCUCGCCGCCCGGCCUGCCCGGCCUCCCUUCCCCCAGGGCUUGAUUUAUGGAGCUGACAGCGCGGCGCAGCUGCGAGAGCCGGUCCCGGCAGGGACGGGGUGGGUGGGAGAGGCUUGUUCUCAGCGUGUCUAAUGUGUCCCAGACCCCAAUAAACAGCCGUGAGAUUCUCCAAACAUCCCCGGACACCGAAUCCCUGCCCCGGGCUUCCUCGGGGGGCGGCGGCGGGCAGGGGGGCCGCGGCGCUGCAAACCGCCCGCGCCGCACAUGAA